AUGAAGCUUGAUAGUGUGCAGAAAAAUCCACCCGCUCAGACCGGCUCUCAGAUCUCAUCUAGUACGACCCUGAUAGAAACUGGACCGCAACCGCCAAUAGGUGAUCUGGGUACAACCGGCUCACAGAUAGGGCUUGCACCGGAAAGUGACAAUUCUGUGGAGAAGGGCCGAGCUGAAGAAGUUGACCAUGUUUCUCUAUGGGACCAAGCCUAUGACACUCUGAAAAAAGAGCAACCUAAGCUGGUCUUGCAAUAUGAGAAGCUUCUGUCUAGGGUGUUAGAUGAUUCGAAUCCAUCAUCGCCUUCAUACGAUGACCUUGAUAACAUGGAGAAUCUUAUCCCCCAAGGUGAUAGACUCGAUCGCCAGAAAAAGAUGGCGGAAGCAAGGGAGCGCGGGUUGAAACACGUCGAGGAUGAGAAAGCCAGCAUGAGUAUUCUAGGACACAAAGUCAUCUUACAAGAUGCCAUGGGAGGAAUCGCAGAAGGCAUUGAGGCUGCCCAGACAUAUGUCAAAGGCGCGAUCAAGGAUGUUCCAUACGCCCCUGCCGUCGUGGCAGGUAUCUCUCUGGUUCUUCCACUCUUCAAAAACCCGAGCGCUGUUGAGGCAGCCAACCGCGAGGGGCUUGCCUAUGUGAUAUCCCAAAUGAGUUACUAUGGUGCGAUGGAGCCCCUCCUACUACAAGAUCAAAAACGGACUGCCUUGGAUGAAGACUUGUUCGGGCGUGUGGCUGGUUUCUACAAAAUGGUCACCGAGUUCCAGAUACAGAGCAUCUUAUGUACUAUUCCUGUCAAGUUCAACCAUCUCAAAAAUAUCCGCAAGACAGCCGAUGAAUCUUGUGGGAAACUCGAGAAUAUUCGCGAGGGAGUUCAACAGCUUGUCAUGUAUGCAAAGGAUAACGAGAAACAGAAAUUUCUCGAAGCACUGCAGACGAGCGACCCUAGUGAUGAGAAGGAUCGCAUUGAAGAAGAGAAAGGAUUUAUACUUCAAGGCACUACGGAUUGGAUACUCGGAACUCCAGAAUUCCAGUAA
This is a messenger RNA of Penicillium cosmopolitanum, 1029 nucleotides long. RefSeq lists its product as uncharacterized. Bases 1 to 1029 code for a protein of 342 amino acids. The record is from RefSeq and is a predicted model, not a curated record. Lineage: Eukaryota; Fungi; Ascomycota; Eurotiomycetes; Eurotiales; Aspergillaceae. The transcript has 4 exons.